GAAGAAGAAGAAGAAGAAGAAGAAGAAGAAGAAGAAGAAGAAGAAGAAGAAGAAGAAGAAGAAGAAGAAGAAGAAGAAGAACUCACUUCCGCUGGCGGAACCUCCCGGUGUGACACCCGCCGGAAGUAAACAACGUUAGCUCUGCGGAUCAUGCUGCGGAUGAGGAGCUAGCUGGAAGACGCUGGUGGUGUCGUGCGCUGGACAGAUGUUUCAGCGGUGAAGAAGAAACGAUGUCCUCAAUUCAUCGUUUGACAGAGUUCGUCGUCGAGCGACUAACUGCUGCUGCAGAACAAAUAUCCAGAGACUUUGAAACAAGUGUCGUCGAGUACCAGGAAGAGAUCGUCCGUCAGCGCAGACUGCUGGACAUCGUCUGGAAACCCGAGAGGAAGCUCCACAGGACCGAGCUCCCAUAGCAACAUGUCUGUAAGGAGGAGGAGGUUCUCUCCGAGCAGCAGCCCUGUGACCAGGAGAGGAACUCCAGUCUGGACCAAGAGGAGCCAGAGCAACCACCACCUGCUGCUGAAGAAAAACCCAGAGUCACCGAGAAUAUUAUCAUUGAGUUCAAUGAAGACAUUGAGCAUCAGCGCAGACUGCUGGAUAUCGUCUGGAAACCCGAGAUAAAGCUCCACAGGACACAGCUCCAACGGCAACAUGUCUGUAAGGAGGAGGAGGUUCUCUCUGAGCAGCAGCUCCGUGACCAGGAGAGGAACUCCAGUCUGGACCAAGAGGAGCCAGAGCCUCCACAGAUGAAAGACGAACAGGAGGAACCAGUCAGCAGUCAGGGAGAGCAGCUUGUACUGAAUCAGGAGACUGAUACCUUUGUGUUGACUCCUACUCAUGAGGAAAGUGAGAACAGUGAACCAGAACCAAACGGUGACCAGCAGCUCCUCUCUCACUACUCUCCUGUAGCUGAGAGCCAGGAUCAGAGAGGAAGUGAGCAGGUGGAGCCAGGAUCAACUAGAAAUGAAGAGACAAAGAGAAAGAAGAGACGUCACAAUAACACAAGUCACAGUGACGAUGUAGACAACUCUCCCCCAACAAAGAGUCACUGUAACAGUCACAAAAGUGAGAAUCUGCAUUCUUGCAAGAAUUGUGGGAGAGGUUUUAGGUUCCGUAGUGGCUUAAAGGUCCACAUGAGUAGUCACACAGGUGAGAAGCCAUUUCCUUGUGAAACAUGUGGGAAAGGUUUCACACGGCGUCAUGACCUGAAAACUCACAUGAGAGUCCACACAGGUGAGAGGCCGUAUUUGUGCAAAACAUGUGGUAAAGGUUUCAAACAUAAUUGUCAUCUCUUUUUUCACGUGAGAGUCCACACAGGUGAGAAGCCAUAUCCUUGUGAAACAUGUGGGAAUUGUUUCAAACGGCUUUAUGAGCUGAAUCUUCACAUGAGAGUCCACACAGGUGAGAAGCCGUAUUUGUGCAAAACAUGUGGGAAAAGUUUCAAAAAUAGUAGCCAUCUGUUUCUUCACAUGAGAGUCCACACAGGUGAGAGGCCAUAUCCUUGUGAAACAUGUGGGAAAUGUUUCAAACAGCGUGAUGAGCUGAAUAUUCACAUGAGAAGUCACACAGGUGAGAAGCCGUAUUUGUGCAAAACAUGUGGGAAAUUUUUCUGCCGGCCAUCCUCCUUAAGAUUGCACAUGAGAACUCACACAGGUGAGAAGCCAUAUUCUUGUCAAACAUGUGGGAAACGUUACAAACGGCGUGAUGAGCUGAAAAGUCACAUGAGAACUCACACAGCUGAGAAGCCGUAUUCUUGUGAAACAUGUGGGAGCCGUUUCAAACGGCGUACUGGACUGAAUGCUCACAUGAGAACUCACACCGGCGAGAAGCCGUAUUCUUGUGAAGCAUGUGGGAAAUGUUUCAAACAGGGUUCUCACCUGAAUGGUCACAUGAGAACUCACACAGGCGAGAAGCCGUAUUUGUGCAAAACAUGCGGGAAAUGUUUCAAACAGAGUACUGACCUGACUGUUCACAUGAGAACUCACACAGGUGAGAAGCCGCAUCCUUGUGAAACAUGUGGGAAACGUUUCAAACGGCGCACUGACCUGAAUGUUCACAUGAGAGUCCACACAGGUGAGAAGCCGUAGUCCUGUGAAACAUGUGGGAAAUGUUUCAGUAAGGGAUCAAACUUAAACACACGAGUACAGAUUAAAAGUCGAACGUACUGUCGAAUUUACUAAACAUGUGGGAGAACUUUCACACUUUCGUGCUGAAUGGACUUUGAACAGGAGAAGAGCCACACGGGUGAGAAACCACGUGAACACAGCGCCUGAGGGAAAAGAUGCUCCGUUGUGUCUCGGUGAGGAAGUCGCGUGAGAUCACAGACAGUGCAGUAACAUACUGUAUGUAAAAUACGUGGGAGAGUUUCAGUUGUAGUGGUUCAUGGACAAAACACAAGAACCCACAGUAGUGAAGAGCCACAAAAGCACAGCUGAUGUGCUCAAAGUUCUUCUAAAUUCACACAGUUUAAAAAAACAAAACAGUUUCCACAAGAGACAUCAUCAAGAUGAAACUUGUGUGGAGAGGAGUUCACUUGGUUCAUUUGACCGUGUGACUCAUAUUUCUGUUUGCUGCAGCAUUUCUUCAAAUGUAACAUUCCAAAUCUUCACAGGCUGUUAAAUAACUAUGUCUAUAUUCUCCACCUCAGUUAUUUGAGUGGACUGUGAACUCUCUGUUGCUGAACCUGAGAAACUCCAGUCCUGUUGCGUCACUCAUCUCUUCAUCCUGCCUGUAAGUCUUUGCCUCCAACAUGUCCUUUCAUUUUUUAUUCAAGGUUUUUCUUGAUUCGGACUUUAGAGGGGACACAAGUUGUAGAUGGUGGUUUUGUAAAUCAUUAUUAUGAUAAUGAAUAUAUUUCUUUCAGUCCUGGUGAUUGUUACCUUAACUGUGAGUGUCAUUACUUUAACUGGGAGUGAUGAAUAUUACAGUCGGUGUCUAAAGGAACGUGGAAUGAAAUGUUUUUCCUGAUCUCACGUAUUUGUUUUAACAAUAAAGCUUCUUACAGUGA
Messenger RNA from Scophthalmus maximus (turbot), 3007 nucleotides. Its product is annotated as oocyte zinc finger protein XlCOF6.1. The transcript is spliced from 3 exons. Lineage: Eukaryota; Metazoa; Chordata; Actinopteri; Pleuronectiformes; Scophthalmidae. Gene Ontology annotation, biological process: regulation of transcription by RNA polymerase II. Bases 747 to 2087 code for a protein of 446 amino acids. The record is from RefSeq and is a predicted model, not a curated record. Gene Ontology annotation, molecular function: RNA polymerase II cis-regulatory region sequence-specific DNA binding; DNA-binding transcription factor activity, RNA polymerase II-specific.